UUUGAGCUAUCGAAGUUAGAGAUGGAUGCGAAUACUUGCGCAAAACUUAUUAUCUAUACUGAAAAAGAGUUGUCGAGUUACGGUAUGCAUAUAACUAAAAGCUUACGAAAGAAAUUCAACAGAAAAGCCAAAAUUGCUCGUUCCAUCCGUAUUAAAGCCGAUGAAGCCAAAUCAGUAUUUAUUCAUAAAUUGGAAAGUAAAAAAGAAGAAUUAGAUGAAAUCAAGGAAAAACUUGAUGAAAAAACCGAAAUAAUAAAUCGGAUUCGAACAAUUAAGACACUUAGUUCUUUGGCUUUGGUAUUUGCUCUACACCAAUUCAAACCUACACCCUCAAAUGUUAUGGAUGAGAUUGAUGCGGCCUUGGAUUUUUGCAAUGUGUCAAUCGUCGCCAACAUUAUUAAAGAAC
Messenger RNA from Funneliformis caledonium, 406 nucleotides. Lineage: Eukaryota; Fungi; Glomeromycota; Glomeromycetes; Glomerales; Glomeraceae. The record is from the annotation of a GenBank genome assembly.